AUGGCAUCAGAAGGACCAUCAAAGGAUCCACAUGACAAGGGCUGCGUACUCUUCACCAUCCCAGUCGAGCUCCAACUCUCCAUCUGCGAGCUUGUCGUGAUCGAGCAUCAGCCAAUGCUCUUGAACUGUCCAUGCAACAGCUCGUAUCGUGGCCGACAACAUGAGCUUGAAGAAAUCGAAGAGGCCUGGGAAGGCGGCACCAUGCGUCCACCGGCGCAGCCUGCCAUCACGCAGACUUGUCGCGCCCUGCGAGAGCUGGCCCUCCCAAUCUUUUACAAAGAGAAUGUUUUCCGCUCCUGCUACUGUCGUCGAAACCGAAACAUCGACGCACCGAUCAAAUGGCUGCGAAUGAUCGGUCCAGAAAAUCGGAAGCUGCUACGCCAUCUAUAUUUCUACGACCGCAAUCAGGGCUACGAUAGAUACACGCCAAAAGACCUGGCUAAGCUACGCGAGAGCGAGAUCUUUUCAGAGAUGGGUGGGAAACUCGAGACCUUGUCUUCGAAGUACUGCUCUGCCCAUCUGGUCACGUUCGGAGAGUGGACCAGGAAGGAAGGAGAAGUGCCGCUGGCGAACGAGGAGGGAGUGCCCAGACUGCGGGCGCCCGGCGAGAUGUGA
Zasmidium cellare ATCC 36951 is the source of this 615-nucleotide messenger RNA. RefSeq lists its product as uncharacterized. The coding region runs from base 1 to 615 and encodes 204 amino acids. The record is from RefSeq and is a predicted model, not a curated record. Lineage: Eukaryota; Fungi; Ascomycota; Dothideomycetes; Mycosphaerellales; Mycosphaerellaceae. The transcript has a single exon.